UGCCUUGGCUCUUCAGCAGGAGCAGUUGACAGAAAACGUGCAUGCGCCGACAGACAGCCAGAGCACCUUCGGCUCAACCCUGGUUUAACAAGACGCAACCACUCCAAAAAACAAUUGGGCCCCGGCUGUCUUGGAACUUGUUUUUUUCCUUCUUUCAGGAGAAGCGUCGAGCCAUGCGUCUGAUUGUAGCCUUCGUGUCCACGCUGCUGGCCGCCUUUUGGGAGCCUGUUAAGUACACCUGGCGACACCUGCUCAUCUGGCUGCAGAAGAUGAUCACAGCUGCCGACAUCAAAUUUGCCUUGAAGCACAAGCAGACUUUGUUCGCGGUGCAGCGGGUGGCACUGCCGGGCCUGAAGGACAUUCCCGGCCCCGUCGCUCUUCCCAUCUUCGGCACACGGUGGAUCUACAACAAAUAUUUUGGCCGCUACACCAUCACCAAAAUUCACGAAGCUUAUCAAAGCAUGUUCAAGGAGUACGGUCAAGUGAUCAAGGAGGAGGCAUUCUUUAACUACCCCGUAAUAAGCACUUGCUCAGCUCAGGACAUUGAGAAGUUAAUUAAAUUUCCCUCAAAAUUCCCCCUUCGGCCGCCAAACGGGAUCGUCAGCAAGUACCGACAAAAUACGCCUGGACGCUACAACGAUGGCGGCCUGACUAACGAGCAAGGAAAAGUUUGGCACCGUUUGCGCGAGUCCACCACGCACGAUAUGGUCAACACCCGCGUCAUCCAGAACCUGAUCGCCGAUGUGAAUUACAUGGCAAUCGACUACAUUGCCGGAAUAAACAAGCUGAGGGACCCAGACACCGGCAGAGUCCAAGACAUCAUUGAACUUAAUAGAAAACUCGGCUUUGAGAGCACCUGCUUGCUGGGGCUUGGCUGUCGCGUCGGCUUCCUCGAAGACGAGCUUAAUCCCAGGGUGAAGCGGCUUUCGCAGGCGACUAACUGCCUUUUUGAAGCGCUCAAUGAGGCCAACUACAACCUGCCCCUUUGGAGGUACUUCCCCAACAGCACAUACAAAAAACUGGCCAAAGCCGAGGAAGAUUUAUAUGAAUUGGCUUCCGAGUACCUCGAGCCAGCGUUGCAGAGGAUCGAGGAGAGCUACGAGCCGGAGGCGGCCCAGACCGUCCUUAUCGGCAUCCUAAAACGCAGCGACCUUGACGACAAAGACAAAAAGUCGAGCAUCGUUGACUUUGUCUCGUCGGGAAUGAAUACGAUAGGGAACACGCUCUCGCUGCUGCUGUACCUCAUCGCCAAAAAUCCGGACGCACAGACAAAGCUGUACGAGGAGAUAAACAACCUGCUCGAGCCCGACGAACCUAUCUCAGCCAAAUAUCUUAAUUCGGCCAGAUACCUCAAGGCGUGCGUCCACGAAUAUUUCAGAAUAUUGCCAACGGCUCCUCAAAUAGCGAGAAUCGUGGAAAGCGAAAUGGUUUUGAGCGGAUACCAAGUUCCUGAGUGGUCUGUAGUUCUGUGCCACACGAGUGCGGCUUGCAAAAACGAGAACUACUUCCACCAGGCUGACAAAUUCAUUCCCGAGAGGUGGAUCGCGUCUGAAGUAGAGGCAAAUCCUGAUCUCAAGGUGCAAUACCCUUUCCUCGUCAGCCCGUUCGGCUUCCAGAGAAGAAUCUGCCCGGGCAAAAAGUUCACCGAGCAGAUGCUGCACAUCUUCCUAGCCACCGUUGUUCGUCAAUUCGAAGUGCGGUGCGAGAAAGAUUUGGAGCUGGAGUUCAAGUUCCUGUUGGCCCCGGCUGGCCAACUCACUAUCGAUUUUAAGGAGAGGAUAUAAAGUAUUUUAUAAACGAGAGUAUUUUUAAAAUGAAAGCGCACAAAAAACUUUUAUCACUUUUAAGUUAGGGUAAAAUAUUUUGAUUUGAGCUCUGUGGCAAAAUGAGACGCGACGGAGGAACCUAAAUGUGACAGUCCGUUGCUCUCUAUUGACUCAUAAAUUGCUCAACAAGUUUUGUCAUCUCUGUGACCGACUUUCGACAUCAAGAACCUACACAGCCACAACAUCGAAUGACCCCACUGAAUUAUAUUAUGUUGAAAAUGAGAUGUAUCAAUUCUUUGCUUAAUGCUCUUCUAAAUUUCUUGAUAAAUUUACGAUGUUGCAUGGAGUAAGGAGCAUGACUGAUUCGCAACUAAUAAUUUUAUAUCCUCUGUACACUGUAUUGUAAGCAACAAAAUAAAUUUCAUAAUUUAUAACAA
Cloeon dipterum is the source of this 2203-nucleotide messenger RNA. RefSeq names its product ecdysone 20-monooxygenase-like. The transcript has 11 exons. The coding region runs from base 42 to 1784 and encodes 580 amino acids. Gene Ontology annotation, molecular function: oxidoreductase activity, acting on paired donors, with incorporation or reduction of molecular oxygen; iron ion binding; monooxygenase activity. The record is from RefSeq and is a predicted model, not a curated record. NCBI's taxonomy places the organism in Eukaryota, Metazoa, Arthropoda, Insecta, Ephemeroptera, Baetidae.